This is a messenger RNA of Drosophila gunungcola (fruit fly), 1169 nucleotides long. Its product is annotated as elongation of very long chain fatty acids protein F. Gene Ontology annotation, cellular component: endoplasmic reticulum membrane. Gene Ontology annotation, molecular function: fatty acid elongase activity. NCBI's taxonomy places the organism in Eukaryota, Metazoa, Arthropoda, Insecta, Diptera, Drosophilidae. The transcript has 2 exons. Bases 286 to 1059 code for a protein of 257 amino acids. Gene Ontology annotation, biological process: fatty acid elongation, saturated fatty acid; fatty acid elongation, monounsaturated fatty acid; sphingolipid biosynthetic process. The record is from RefSeq and is a predicted model, not a curated record.
AAUUAUUAAGAAUAAAUGGCUUUCGAUUAUAUUGUUCUAAAUUUAUAUAUUAAAGCCUAAAACGUUAUUUCUGUCAAUCCGGUUAGAAUAUGCUGCGCAUGUCGCAGUAUUUAAAUAAUGUAUUUUCAAUGUUUAGGAUUUAAUCGAGGCACGCCCUAUGUAUGAAUAAUGUGCAUUUAUGUUUCUAAUUCAAUCGUGGCACGUUUGCUGUAACAUUAGCAAAUGGGUUUGAGUUAGUUGUUGUGAAACAUAGAUCGCGAGUGGAAGUAGACUCGUUGAACCAACAUGCUUACCCCGAUAGAUCCUGUAAAGCUGCCAAUCUUUGGCAAUCUAUGGGUAACCAUGGCUACCUUGACGACCUAUCUUGUUUUUGUUCUGAAAGUGGGUCCGAAAAUCAUGGAGAAAAGAAAACCCUUUGAUCUGCGUGGCGUGAUAAAGGUCUAUAACAUUGCACAGAUCCUGUACAACGGUGUAAUAUUGGUCUUAGGAACUCACUUCCUCUUUGUCUUGAGGGCCUACACAUUGAGGUGCGUUGUCAAUCUGCCGCUGGAGCACGAGCACAAGGAUAGGGAGCGCCUGAUCUGCAUCCUGUACACGUUUAACAAAUUCGCGGACCUGCUGGAAACGGUGUUCUUCGUACUGCGCAAGAAGCACAGGCAGAUAUCCUUUCUGCACGUCUUCCACCACUUUUCCAUGGCAUUCAGCGGAUACCUGCACUAUAUCUUCAUUGGCUAUGGGGGCAUCGCAUUUCCGCUGUGCCUCCUCAACGUGGCGGUGCACGUUGUGAUGUACACCUACUAUUACCUAUCAUCGGUCAGCCAGGAAGUGCAGAAGAGUCUCUGGUGGAAGAAGUACAUCACCAUUGUCCAGCUGGUCCAGUUUGCGAUCAUCAUGCUGCACUGCCUCUUCACCCUGAUGCAGCCCAACUGCAAUGUCUCGCGGCCGGUGACUUCUGGUAUCGCCCUUCUGGCUGCCUCAUUUACGGCAAUGUUCGGAAACUUCUAUUUUCACAACUACAUUAGGUCCGGAAAAAGGAAAUCAGAACAAGCAGUCCAGUGAGUCCAAAACAUAAGAAAUAAGUUUCGUCUAAGCAAACCCCCUAAGAAGUAAUGAAGUUCAUCAUCAAACCGGUGAAGACAUUUGCUGGUAAAGUUUUCAGAUUAAUAAAA